Molecule: messenger RNA, 2742 nt
Organism: Aspergillus nidulans FGSC A4
Lineage: Eukaryota; Fungi; Ascomycota; Eurotiomycetes; Eurotiales; Aspergillaceae
Product: Zn(II)2Cys6 transcription factor domain-containing protein
Exons: 6
Coding region: 1-2742 (913 amino acids)
Biological process (GO): regulation of transcription by RNA polymerase II; regulation of DNA-templated transcription; DNA-templated transcription
Cellular component (GO): nucleus
Molecular function (GO): DNA-binding transcription factor activity, RNA polymerase II-specific; DNA binding; zinc ion binding
Source: RefSeq, a predicted model, not a curated record
AUGGAUCAGCCCAGAGAAGGCGACUUUUUCCCUGAUAAGCUGCCCAAAAGUGUCAAGAUUCGCCAAACCUGCAAUGCAUGUCAGCAAGCCAAGAUUCGCUGCGGCCAUGAGAGGCCCUCCUGCAAAAGAUGUCAGAAACACAACAUCGACUGUAUUUACAGUAUAUCUCGUCGUCUUGGCCGACCGGCUAAAAAGAGAGAUCCGCAUCUUGAUUCCACAGGCCAGAAUGACGGACCUCUGAGUAAAAAGGCACGGGGUCCCAAGAAGAAGAAAGUCAAGGAAGAACCUAUGGCAGAUUUCACCGCGAAUGAUUUGUCUCUUGACGGUGAUGACAAGCCACUUUUUGACACCCUCACAUUCGAACAAAGCCAAAUCGAUGAUAUGUCCGUCGAAAGCGCGAGUUUGCAGACCCCCACUUUGAUGGAAAUAGUCACAGCGGCACCCUUCUCAAAUAAUCUUGACACGGUCUCGGAUAGCUGGUUCCACGAGUUCAUGUCCAUCACCGACCCGAAUCAGAGUUGCGGGUUCAUCGACCCGUUCGAGAACGACGGCAAGGUGGAUAGCAGAACGCCGAUGGACUUGGACAGCGUUCCUGUCCCAUCGGAAGGUUUCUCAGACUCGACAUCUGAAGGACUGGACCCGCCUUCAUCCUCCAGUUAUUAUCCUGGUAUUAACCGCAGCCUGACCAACGGCGACCAACUUUCCAGCGGUGCCCUGGGACUUCUCCAAGGCUCUCCGACGUAUCCUGACCAUACCAAACAGGAUGUUUAUUCUUGGUCACAACCACAGCCCUUGCAACCGUUAGGUGGGGACUUUGCUGAGCCAUCAGGCUUUUUUCCUCAAGUCAACACGAAACGGCCACACGACUACGGUUUUGCCGAAAAAGACUUCAAAGCAAGCUUCAACAGUUUUCCGAAUAUCUUCCCAUGCCAGAACCAUGAGCAAGCCGUUUGGGAUCUAGCCCGAAUAAAUGCCUAUGCCAUACAGUCCGGUCCUUCCAUUGCCAUCGACAGCAUUCUUACGCGCCAACGAGUGCUGCAGCAGCUGAUCGACACAAUCCUGCAGUGCCGGGGCUGUUCACGAAUAACGGUGAACUUUCUCAUAUCUGUCAUCCUCGGUAUUGAUGGCCUCAUCACCGCACUGGACUCGAUAACUUCCGCCGAAAAUGAUGUCGUUGAGAGACUGUUUCCCGAGUACUUCGGUCCUUUGGCGCAAGAGUACAGAGCUGACUCAGGGCUAGCGCCACAGAGCCGGAGAUUCAAAGGCGAGAGUGCUCAUCUAAGGUCUCAACUUGAUGCAUGUCCAUUGAUAAUUGGGGGAUUCUGCGUGUCAUCUGAAGAAAAGUUUGCAUUUGUGAAGCGAGUAUUGAAACGUCGCCUGGAAGGAUUGCAUAGAACAGUCCGGCAGAUCCUUGCUUACACGCACGAGUUCCUGACACCUUCGAGGGGGAAAGUGCUACUGAUGAAAGAGACGUACCAAAGGCUGCGACGGAUCAUGGCCUACCUAAACGCUUGUUCAGGGGCAGAGCACAUGAAUCAGGGGCCAACAAUGCCGACGUACCCCAACAUCAACACAGCAGAAAUAGGCAACACCUGUCUGUCAAUCGACCGCAUAAUUUACCACCUCAUCCUUGCUUCGAUGGAGUCAGAGGCUACCUGCCAGUGUUCGAUAAGCGCUUUGCAAAUUAUGAACGAACUCCGAAGUGUGCCCACUGUCGUUGAGUUCGAGACGAUCCUCGGUCUCGUUGACCGUAUACAUAGUCAGGGUCAAGCGAUGCUGAAGUGCAAAGAAUGCCGAGCAAACCCCGGAUCGACUCUCAUGACGCUUCCGGCCCUCACCGACCAGUCGCUCGCUUUGUUCGAGGCAGCCUGCUUGGAGUACAAUGUUACGCGGAAGGACGCCUUGUUCGACUCAUCACUGCCUCAAUUCCUUUGCAUAAGAAGCAAGAUGAAGCUCGGGCAAAUGGAUCUUGACGACGACGAGACGGCGGUUCUGGUACGGAUUCUCCUUGGGAAAAAUUCCAUGAAACUGCUGGAGCUGCUGAAAGGGUUGCAAUCUCUCACAAAGGAUAGCCAGCCACAUAGGACGGGCGUUGCGACAUUGAGGGCGUGCGAGUCUUCUGUGGAACCUUCAAUCCGUCGCCUUGCUGCGUUCAUGGAGCAGAUCGAGCUCGAGCCAGAGCGACGUCGAAGAUGUGUACAAGACGGUAGACCAGGCUCAGCGUGGCCAAGGCCUCUCAAAGUGACCGGUCCAUUGACCCCAACCAAUUACCUUGCCGACAAGGGCCUUUUUAAUUUGGCGUUUAGUCACCUUAUCGGGCCGGUCAAAGUGGAGAGGCUCGUUGAGAGCUAUGAUGGUAUACACAUAUCGAUGGACCCCAUGGCCCAAGGGGGCUGCAGCGCCAAUAUAAGGUGUCCCCCUCAUGUUCGGAACAUAACCCCAGCCUGCGAGGGUAAGACGGCCAGCGCAAUUUCUGUCCUGUUCAAUAUCGUCGGGGAAAGCUUCGGUAGUGGUUGGUGGGAUGCCGAAGAAAAGACCCUCUGGCAUUUUGCCGACUUUGCCGUCAUCCAAACAGGUGUGGUUUGGGAGAUCCUGCUCAGCGCAAAGGUGAUCAAGUUGACGAGGAAAAACAUGACAGUCUUGAUGGCACGAAACAUCUCGAGCGAGAACGAGCGAACUACGGUCGGCGAUGAGAGCGGGAUUAGAGGCAAGGCGGAUAAAAAUACGAUGAAUAGAGCGUAG